UGGAUUUUUCCUCUUCUUUUUUAUAAAUUACCAUCAUCACUCAAUCAUAGUGAGGAAACAUGAACUUGUAUAACAUCUUACCUUAUUCGAUCAUGGCUUGCAUCCAGACAUUGCAAGAGCAAGAACUAGGUCUAGGUCAUGCAUCUAAAAACACCUAACUAUUGAUGUGCAUGCUAUUUUUAGGUCAGUAAUGCAGACAGAGGAAGGAACAUCAAAAUUUCAGGUCGAAGAUGACUUUUCAGAUUCAAAGAAAUCAGAUGUACCUAGAUAUGCUAUUUUUAACACUUCUAAAGGUUUGAUUACGGUGGAAUUACUUUACAAGGAAGGUUCACCUGAAGUUGUGGAUGAAUUUAUCGAUGCGUGUCAGAAUGGACAUUUUAAAGGGAUGCUGUUUCAACGUGUGGUGAAACAUUUUGUAAUCCAAGGAGGUGACUCUGAGAAUCAUGCAGUUAUAGAGGACUGGACUUCCAGAGAGAAGCACUACAAUCAGCUAGAGAAAAGGUUCCUAUUCAUUGGUCUCUGCAUUUGGCUCAGAUGUCUCAUCUGCAACCUCAUUGCCAAAAACAUAAGAGGCUUCUUCAUCCUUCACUGGAGUUACAUUUUCACUCCUCACUGGAGUUACAUUCCCACUUCUCACAGGAGUUACAUUUUCACUCCUGAAUGGAGCUGUGAGGUAGAGGAAGAGACAGGGCAGAGGCAGAUUCUAAUGAUGAAAGUUUUCUGUGCCUACGAGGAGGGGAAUGGUGGUCAGAUGGUGGUCCCUUCUUUUCAGCGGUGA
Lactuca virosa is the source of this 778-nucleotide messenger RNA. The record is from the annotation of a GenBank genome assembly. Lineage: Eukaryota; Viridiplantae; Streptophyta; Magnoliopsida; Asterales; Asteraceae.